Closterium sp. NIES-65 is the source of this 1071-nucleotide messenger RNA. The record is from the annotation of a GenBank genome assembly. Lineage: Eukaryota; Viridiplantae; Streptophyta; Zygnematophyceae; Desmidiales; Closteriaceae.
AUGAGAGGUUGGAAGUCAGCGUUCGCGUUCAAGUUGCGAAAACCUUUUUCGUCUGAAGCGACUACACGAAGUUAUACCCCUCACUGCACCGCCUCUUCCGCCGCCUCCGCCUCCGCCUCCGCCUCCGCCGCAGCCAAUCGCGCUGCCUCCUUCUCCGCCGCCGCCUCUCGCGCCGCUACUAGCGCUUACGCCGUAUUCUGUCCCUCGGCCCCCGUUGCGCCUGUGGAAGACUCCCCCUCCGCCGCAUCUGCCGCUUCCUCUGCCUUCCCUGCUUCCUCUGCUAACUCCGCCGGUGCAACCCAAUCCGCUCCUUCCACGUCACCCGCCGUCUCCGCGUGUUCCUCGUUAAAUAGAAGUGCUUUCUACUUCUCCUCCUGCGCUCCUUCUUCUGUCGCCGAUCCUCUCGCCGAUUGUCGCGCGACAUUCUCCUCGUCGUCGUGGAGGCGCUCCAUGUCGAUAGCGAUCCCCGCAUGCGACGGCGACGACGAGGUGCAUGCGGUGGGGGAGGACGAGGGGGGAGAGGCGGAGGAAGAGGCGGGAGAAAUGGCGGAGUCGGAUGGCCGUAGUGGCGGCGCUCAGGAUUCUGCGGUGGACAUCGAUUCGCUCAGCAGAAUGGUGCCUGAGUUGUCUUGGGGGCAGCUUUCUGAGCUUGCAGCAGGCAAGGAGAAAAUGGACUGGCCUGUGGUGAGCGGGGGUGUGGUGAAAGGGGGUGCGGUGGAAGGGGGUGCGGUGCAGGAGUGUGCAGUGGAGUGGUGUGCGAUGGAGGAAGAUGCAUGGGAUGAGCCAGAGAGCCCUGCAAUGGUCCCUGCUUGCUCCUUGUGUGGGCCUGCACAGAGGGACAAGGACGAGAGGUCAGCAGAUUUCAAGCUGUGCUUGAAUGCACCGAGGGGAGGAGGCAGGGUUCGGUUGGACAGGAUGGGGAGUGGUGGUGGUGAUGGCAGUGGUGGUGGUGGGACAGCCACUGUGGUUUGGUAUGUCCCGCGAUUUGGCAGGCAUAGGCAGCAGAGGUCGAUAGUAAGGGAAGUGGCACGAGAAGCCGUGCGAGACAUUGUGUGUGGGGGAGCAAGGUGA